AUGUCUGAAACUCUUGGGCAAUGUUCUCUAAACAGUGUAGGGGUUGUGAACACUUUUAUGGGGAUUCUUAUACAAUCCCUAUUAGCAACUCAGUGUCAGAUAUCGCCGGCUAGUCAAUGGCCACUGGAUUUUGCAGCAGAAGCUUUAGAAAAUGAUUUACAGGCUUACGAUUUUGUGGUGGUGGGAGCUGGUUCAGCAGGAUCUGUUGUAGCCAGUGAGUUAAGCAGAAUUGCGAAUUGUAUUGGUGUUGGAGGAAGGUGUUGAUCCACCACAAGAAUCGGAGGUACCCAGUUUAUUUUAUGCCCUACAACACACAGACUACGUUUAUAAUACUCCGAUACAAGCAAAUGGACGUUCUUGUAAGGCCUAUAAGAAUGGGCAAUGUAGUUCGGGCCGUGGUAAACUUAUUGGUGGCAGUGGCUCUAUAAAUGCCAUGCUUUAUGUGCGUGGCAAUCGUGCAGAUUAUGACGGUUGGUUGGCUGAAGGUAACAAAGGUUGGGGUUACGGUGAUGUCUGGCCAUAUUUCGAAGCUUUAGUAAGGCCCGAGGGCAAUAUAACACAUCCUCAAGGUUAUUUGACUAUAAAUGAAUUUCCCCUAUAUGAUGAGGAUAUUUUUCAAAUGAUUUAUAAUGCUGGCGCAGAAUUAGGUCUCGCUCAUAUAGAAGACUUCAUAGAACCCUUUUACACUGGUUACGCCCAGGUCAAGGGCACUAUAGAAAAUGGCCAUCGGGCAAGUACAGCCAAGACAUUUUUGAGUAGAGUCUCGCAAAGAUCUAAUUUACAAGUUAUUAAAAAUGCCCGUGUAACCAAGUUGAAUUUUGAUGCUAAAGGUAAACGGGUUUUAAGCAUAGAUUUCAUAGUUCAAGGUUUACAUUCCUUAAAUGUCAAAGUUAACAAAGAAGCUAUAUUAACCGCUGGUAGCAUAGGUACUGCUCAACUACUUAUGUUGUCUGGAGUGGGUCCGUUAGAGGUUUUGCAACCCUUAAAUAUACCUGUUAUACGCCAUUUACCUAUAGGUCAGAAUUUACAAGAUCAUGUUAUGGCUGGUUUUUUUGUGGCCUUGGAUGGUCAAUCAAACGAUCCUAGUCAAAUGUUGGACACACUUUUUGAAUAUUUAGUGCAUAGCAAGGGUCCCUUAAGUGCUCAUGGUGCCACUUCGCUGGUGGGUUUUAUGAAUAGCGAUCCCACUAGCGACAGCCCCUAUCCAGAUGUAGAAAUAUAUCAUGCAGCAUUCAGCAAAGGUGACAUUAUAGGCAUGAGUGUUUUUACCCAAGCCUUUUCAAUGUCACAGGAAAUGGUGGCAUAUUUUAUGAAUACCAUACUUCAGCACGAUAUUUUGGGAGUAUUUAUGAUGUGUCUACAUCCAAAAUCUAGAGGCUCUGUAACUUUAUAUUCCUCUUCUUAUCUGGACGAACCCAUUAUCGAUACAAAUUAUCUGCAGCAGUCGGAAGAUUUGCAAGUCCUUUUACGUGCCGCCAAAUAUAUGGAACGCUUGGAAAAUACCACCGCUUUCCGUCAGAGAAAUGCUCAUAUUUUACAUAUACCUAUAGCAGAAUGUGAUGUCUAUGAUUUAAAUCGGCGGAUUAUUGGAAAUGUUAUAUUUCCUAUUACACUAUGAGUGGUUAUCAUUAUGUUGGUACUGUUAAAAUGGCACCAAGUAACGAUACAUCGUCCUGUAUAAAUCAUCGUUUGAAAGUUAAAGGUUUUAAAAAUUUGCGUGUUGCGGAUGCUUCCAUAAUGCCCUUAAUCACCAGUGCCAAUACUAAUGGACCAACUGUAAUGAUUGCUAAAAAAGCUUCGGAUAUGAUUAAAGAGGAUUGGAAG
Molecule: messenger RNA, 1824 nt
Organism: Lucilia sericata (common green bottle fly)
Lineage: Eukaryota; Metazoa; Arthropoda; Insecta; Diptera; Calliphoridae
Product: glucose dehydrogenase [FAD, quinone]-like
Exons: 2
Coding region: 434-1618 (394 amino acids)
Molecular function (GO): flavin adenine dinucleotide binding; ecdysone oxidase activity
Source: RefSeq, a predicted model, not a curated record